This is a messenger RNA of Nicrophorus vespilloides, 3278 nucleotides long. Its product is annotated as E3 ubiquitin-protein ligase TRIM37. Gene Ontology annotation, biological process: protein peptidyl-prolyl isomerization. The record is from RefSeq and is a predicted model, not a curated record. The transcript has 2 exons. Bases 697 to 2283 code for a protein of 528 amino acids. Gene Ontology annotation, molecular function: peptidyl-prolyl cis-trans isomerase activity; zinc ion binding. NCBI's taxonomy places the organism in Eukaryota, Metazoa, Arthropoda, Insecta, Coleoptera, Silphidae.
GUUUAGUCCAGUCGUCAACAUGAUGUGGCACAUCGUGUAGCGGCCACCCGUAUUUUUUUAAGUUUUUUACCGACAAGCACCGACAAAAAAAAAAUAAUUCUAAAAAUCCACCCCCGCCCAAAAGAAUAACGCACACAUACAAAAAAAAAACAGAAAAAUUUUGCACGAAAAUAGUAUUCCGAGAGAUCCGCCACCCCCCGACGACCGAGUGGAGGAGACGCGUGUACGGUAUUACAAAUAAAUAAACAUAAAGGAAACACCACACCAUCAGCAACAACAAAUAGUAAAAACAAACAACAACAAAUAAUAUAACAAUGUCAGGAUAGACUAGGAUUUGUUUACAACACAAUUCAAAUUCGCUCUACAAUUAUUUUUAAAUUAAAGAAAAAUAAUAAUACAGAAAACACGCACACUUAAUUACUUGAUAAAGGACCGUUCAGAAGUACAAAGCAUGAAUACCGUAGAAAAGUUAUAAAUCGCGUUCGAAAGUUAUAAACUUAGCGUAUAUAAACAAAUAUAAAUCGACGAUCCGCGAUUUAACGAAACGUAUAGUUUUAUAUUAAACUAAAUAAGUUGACAAAUAGGAGAGACGACCAAAUCGAAAACUUCUCGGAUUUACUAAAAAAAAAGGCUGUGUUACAACAUCAACAAGAACAACAGAAAAACCGAUAAUCUCAUAAAGAAUACGGGGUCGGGAUGGAGUCGGGCGGUGCGGAGAUCGAGGAGCUCAUGUUGUGCGGAUACUGCAAGUUGCGGUACAACGACAACGAUCAGAGUCCGAAGAUGUUGUCCUGCAAACAUUACUUUUGCCUGCAGUGCAUGAGGACUUGGCUGAAUAAGGGCCAGGAACUGUUGUGCGUUCACUGCUGGAAGCGCACAGAUUUAGGAGAGAAGGGUCCGGAGUCGUUGCCCACCUACACUCCGGUCCUCUGCCUUGCCAAGAACUUCUCGGAGAUGAGGCUUAAGCUGGAGAAGCCUCCGGCACCAAUCGCUUGCGGAAGUAAACUUAUUUCGGAAAACUGUCACACCCACGCGAUGCCUCUUGCGCUGUGGUGUCAAACGUGCGGCAUCCCGGUGUGUCGGGCCUGCGCCGCCACCUCCGAUCAUACCAGUCACCAGGUCAAAUCGCAGAACGAAACCAAGGAUCAGUUGGUGAACGAUCUGCAUACCGAGUUGCAGUCGAUGAAUAAGAUGCUGAACGAGAUUUCGCGAUUGGCGAUGCAGCAGCGUGAGUUCUUGGUGAAGAUCUUGGAAGCUUGCGUCACGUUAAAGACUCACGUUGAGGCAGAUCUGACUAACCAUUCCGCCCAUUUGGAAGUUAACGAAAUUAGAGAGUUACUUGCUAAGAUCCGCAUGAAUGUAGGCAUGGUGGAUAAUCUGGCUGACGUUCAGGGCUUGUACUCCAGUUUGAACGUUGAGAAGCAACGUAUGCAGAUGCGUUACCAGGAUAUGUUCCACCAGUGCCAGCUGGACGACCUCAUCCGCAACUCUCCGGUGCUCUUCGACUUCCAACUCCUGAAGCAAGCUUUGGCCAGCAUACAAAACGGGGAUAUACCCUAUUCGGGUAAUUCCAGGAUGGCUACUAACCAGCAGAACCCGAUUCUCUUCCUGGCCAACUACUGCAUGUCACAGCUGUACUCUCGUCACGUCAUCACUAAGCAGAUCAACGGUAAUAUCGAUUACCUGCAUUCUAUCCAACCGACACAAAACUACCUCCCAGUCGUACCUGCGAAGUACGAACCGAUCAUCAUGCACUCGCCUCAAUUGUCCAGAAACCCGAUCACCGCCUGUCCUCUCUAUUACUUCAACAUCGAAGUGAAUGGAGCACCCGCCGGAAGAGUGAUCAUCGAGGUCCGCUCCGACGUUGCACCGAAGAUGUCCAAGAACUUCGGACUCUUAGCUACAGGAGAAUCCGGUAUCGGCUACAAGGGCUGCAACAUCUUCCAGUGUUGGGAAGGCGAGAGCGUCAUCACCGGCGACUACGAGCUAAACAACGGCCGCGGCGGCCGUUCCAUCUUCGAGGAGUCCUUCUUCCUUCCGGACGAUACCAAACUCCUAGCAGUCAGAGGCACCGUCGGAAUGCGUCGUACCCAGAAGAGGCACGACAACCUAGGCAUGGUAGGUUCCCAGUUUCGCAUAAUCCUACAGGAGAUGCGCGGCUUCACCGGCAUCUUCGGCCACGUUAUUGAGGGCCUCGAGCUGAUCGAGAAACUCAGCACGUACGGCGACACGAACGGAAAGCCCACCAAAACAAUCCUCAUAGCCAAAUGCGGCAAACUUUAAAAAGGGGGCAAUCGAUGCCAACGCACGGCCAGUAUAACACGAAUUAGUUUCUAACGCAUAUUUAAAGAAACCCAAAUAUUUUUUUAAUCGAUCAACAAACAAAACGAGAGCGCGCGUUCAGUUCUCGAAACUUAUCCGAAACGAAUUUUUAAAAAAUAUUUGGCAUCGACGCGUAUUUAUUCAUAAUCUUAAUGGUAAUAAUAAUAAUCGUGUAAUAAAUGUUGUAAAUAUUAAGAGAAAAAAAUGAAGCAAAUCGCUUGAAUGAAUCGUAUUUAAAUGUUGAUUAAGUGUUAAGCUUCGGCCAGAAAGUAAUACCUUCUCAAAAAUCAGUAUUCGAAAUCGGUUUGAACAAAAAAAAAUAUAUAUAAAUACAAUAAAUAAAGGAAACGCUUGUGAAAUACAAAUAAUUUCAAUAUUUGAAAAUUUAUCAAGCAAACAUAUAUUUUCUUAUUCUGUGUACAAUUCUUCGCGGUGUCUAAAAUAUGAAGAUUCUAUUAAGAUAUAUAUAUAUAUAUUCUUGACUACGAAUUAAAUCUCGAUUAGUUUCCAAACGCUCUGCUAUGCAUUGUUGCGUUUACGGAAAGAAACAAUACAAUAAACACUUCGUAGUGAAAUGGAUGUAUUUUUAAACAAGAUUCUUUGGGACCUCACAUUUCAACAAUUAGUCACACGCGAUGUGUGUGCGCGAUUCAAUUUGAUAUAUAUACAAAUAUUUAAUAUAUAGAUUUAUUGACAGUAUAUAAAAACAUGAUAUAUAUUUUUUAUUACAUAUAUUUUUGUAUCGUCGUUAUUACUUAGUAUUUAGUCGGAAACACGUUUUUUCAUUGCAAUCAGUUUCGAUUUAAACAAUAAUAUUAAUAAUCUCGGUGAAACUUAAUUACGAAUCGGCCUAUGAUUUACUUUCGAACUGACGCUAAUAUCGCACCAAAACGGGGUAAAAUAAAGAAAUCGAAUUAUGUUUUCUUAGAUAAUAAGAAUGGCAUUGUUUCAUGCGU